GGAAGGGGAGGGGGGGGGGAGGAGGGAGCCGCUCACAGGAACCCUCCAAAAAAAAGAUGGCGGCGGGCUCGGAUCUGCUGGAUGAGGUUUUCCUGAACACGGAGGUGGACGAGAAGGUGGUGAGCGACCUGGUGGGCUCCCUGGAGUCCCAGCUGGCGGCCUCCGGCCACCACCACCAGCACCACAAGGCGCAGGAGCCCCUGCGGGCCGCUGGGGGGCUGCUGGGGAACCAUGUUGUGAGCAGCGGCAGCCCCAGCCCCAGCCCCAGCCCCGCCGGAGCAGGAGCGGGAGGCACCGCGAACGCCCAGCCGGAGAGCGGCGGCAAGAUGGGGCUGAGCGCCCCGGAGCUGGCCAAAGCAGGAGCAGGAGCGGUGCAAGGGGGUGUUAUUAAUCAUAACACCAGGUCCCAGACUUCAGCUCUGGAUGGAGCCACCACGACGAGCACCAGCACCACCACUGCAGCAGCAGGAGGAUCUGAAGUCACUGCUGCUCCAGGGACCCUCAGUCAGGGCAAAUCGGUGGUUAUCAGCACCAUGGCGACUGCCAUGUCCACCAGGAAUGGCAAGAUUGGGACCACAACAGUGCAAACUUUGAAUGGGAGUAACGUGGUGAUGAACUCUCACCAUGCAGGAAGUGCUGCUUUCUCUGGGACUCCUGUGACUGCUAACCCCGCUUCUGCACCUGCUGUUGCCCCUCUCGUUAACAAUGGACCUGGAUCUGUGGGAAAAGGAAAUACUGUUAACGCUGUUUUGCCGUCAGCUUCCAACACUGUCAUCCAGACUUCUUUCCUUAAUACUGCUGUGUCCUCCGCAUCUUCCUCCUCGCCCACAGUUAUCUCCUCGCAGCCGCCACCGAGCGUUGGAAGUGGGGGGCCUACGGUGACGCUCGUGAGGCCACCGAUCCACACAGCAGGACCCACAGUGGCUGCAGCUGGUGCAGCCACUCAGAAUGGGAGCAAUACUGUGAUCAAUUCAACCAUCAGCGUGGGGAGUUUUCCUGCUGUUGCUACAGCCACUGUGGGAUCUGGAGUUUCCCUCCAGACGUCGCUUGUGAACAGCCAGCCUGGUACCACCGUACCAGCAGCUCCCGCCACGCAGGUCAUCAAAUCUGAGUCUCCUAAAACUAUAGUCCAGGCAGUAUCCCAACAGCAGACGCUGGCUACUGCUGGCCAGCCCAGUACUACAGGGGGUAACAUGAUUAUUGGGCAAACUAUGCAAGCUGGGCUCUCCAAUGUUGCUCCCAAUCCUGGUGGGAUACCUCCUGCAGCACCUGGCACCCCUACGGGAAUGGCUAAAGGCACUGCCAACACAGUGGCACAAACUCUGCCAAGGACUCCAACAGCAACUACGAGUGGAAUCAGAGCAACUUUGACUCCUACAGUUUUAGCACCUCGUUUGCCUCAGCCACCUCAGAAUCCAACUAACAUUCAGAAUUUUCAGUUACCACCAGGCAUGGUCCUUGUGCGUAGUGAGAACGGGCAGUUGCUGAUGAUCCCUCAACAAGCCUUGGCGCAGAUGCAAGCACAGGCACAUGCCCAGUCUCAGCCUCAGAAUACUAUGACUCCUCGUCCUGCUACCCCUACCAGUGCUCCUCCAGUACAGAUAUCGACAGUGCAGGCUCCGGGAACGUCUAUUAUUGCACGACAGGUGACACCAACUACUAUUAUCAAGCAAGUGUCUCAGGCUCAAACAACAGUGCAACCCACCACAACGCUACAGCGUCCUCCUGUUGUGCAACCUCAGAUUGUUCUGGGUGGUACUGCACAAACAACUACACUGGGGACAGCAACAGCUGUACAAACUGGAACUCCUCAGAGAACAGUGCAAGGAACGACGGCAACCUCCACUGCUGCCACAGAAACUAUGGAAAAUGUGAAGAAAUGCAAAAACUUUCUAUCCACGUUAAUAAAACUGGCAUCAUCUGGAAAACAGUCUUCAGAGACUGCGGCUAACGUGAAAGAAUUGGUACAGAACCUGCUGGAUGGAAAAAUUGAAGCAGAAGACUUCACCAGUAGGCUCUACAGAGAACUUAAUUCUUCACCUCAACCUUACCUUGUGCCUUUCCUGAAGAGGAGUUUACCUGCCUUGAGACAGUUAACACCGGACUCUGCAGCUUUCAUUCAGCAAAGUCAACAGCAGCAGCCAACAACGCAAGCAACAACUGCACUUACGGCAGUGAUGCUAAGCCCGUCGGUUCAGCGCACAGCAGGGAAGGCGACUGCAACUGUAACGAGUACUCUCCAACAACCUGUAAUCAGCCUAACUCAGCCUACACAAGUUGGUGUUAGUAAACAAGGGCAGUCUACACCACUGGUUAUCCAACAGUCUCAAAAAGCAGGGACAUUGAUAAGGCCUCCACAGGUAACGUUGACACAGACACCGAUGGUAGCGUUGCGGCAACCACAUAGUCGUAUUAUGCUUACUACUCCUCAACAAAUUCAACUGAAUCAACUUCAGACAGUACCUGUGGUAAAACCAACAGUAUUACCUGGAAACAAGGCUAUUGCCACUGUUUCAACACAAGUAGCUGCUGCUCAGAAGAAUAAACUGAAAGAACCUGGGGGAGGUUCUUUUAGGGAUGACGAUGACAUUAAUGAUGUUGCAUCAAUGGCUGGAGUCAACCUGUCAGAGGAAAGCGCUCGAAUAUUGGCAACAAACUCUGAGCUAGUGGGCACGUUAACAAGGUCCUGUAAAGAUGAAACCUUCCUCUUCUCAGCACCUUUACAAAGAAGGAUAUUAGAAAUAGGUAAAAAACACGGAAUAACAGAAAUCCAUCCUGAUGUAGUUAGCUACGUAUCACAUGCUACACAACAAAGACUACAAAACCUCGUGGAAAAAUUAUCGGAGACUGCUCAACAAAAGAACAUUUCUUAUAAGGAUGAUGAAAGAUAUGAACAAGCAAGUGACGUUCGGGCACAGCUCAAGUUCUUUGAACAACUUGAUCAAAUAGAAAAGCAGCGUAAAGAUGAACAAGAAAGGGAAAUUUUAAUGCGUGCAGCAAAGUCUCGAUCUAGACAAGAAGAUCCAGAACAGCUUAGGUUGAAACAGAAGGCCAAGGAGAUGCAGCAACAGGAGCUAGCACAGAUGAGACAGAGGGAUGCCAACUUGACUGCAUUAGCUGCAAUUGGUCCCAGAAAGAAAAGGAAAGUGGAUUCACCAGGAUCUGGAUCAGGGACAGAGGGAUCUGGUUCAAAUGCAGCAGUCCCAGGCAGCUCUGGAGUUGGAACAACCAGACAGUUUACGCGACAAAGGAUAACGCGGGUGAACCUCAGGGACCUCAUAUUUUGUUUAGAAAAUGAGCGAGAGACAAGCCAUUCACUAUUGCUAUAUAAAGCAUUCCUUAAGUAAAAUGGAAAAGAUCAAGGUAUUUUUGACGGAGAGCCGCCUGAGGACAUUUUUUAUAUAUUUGCAAAUUACGCCUUUUUGUAACAAGCAAAUGGGAUAUUGUUUAAAAAACAACCACCUCUUUACAUGGAACAGUUUUAUAUUCCUGUUUAUAAAUAAACUCUUCAGUAUAAGAGAAAUACAUUUCUGUAACAGUGAGGAUACUUACAAGGCCUGUGGAUACUAUAAAAGGACAAUUAAAUUUUAACUCAUCUCUUGAUUGAGUGGCCUUCUUGCCAAACAAGCCAUAUAUAAAGACUGAUGGAAUCGUUUAGCAAAUAACUAGCUACCCUUUGUCAGCCCUGUAGCAGUUUUGACAUUAAUUGUGCAUUUUAGUUCAGUUUUAUUCAACUAAAUCAAUUAUAUAGGCAUAUGUCUACAGCAGAUGACCUCAUUUCAUUUAGCUUUUUUUUUAAACAGUCAGUUAGCAAAGCAAACUGAUUUUUUAAGAAUAUUUAUCUUUCCCCAAAAUGUUCAAAAUCUAGAGGGAUAUACAGUUAAUUUUAAACAUAACCUCAAUUUUAAUCACAUUAUUGCUUAUUAGAGGCCCUGAAAUCCCAUAAAGGAGGGUUACUUCUGAAUGUUUUAGCAGCAUCUGUAAAAAUGCAUAUUAUUUGCUAUAGUUUGUAAAGCUGUAAAGUUAAAAAAGGAAAAAAAGGAAAAAAAGAGAAACCUUUUCAGCAUAAAUAUAUUUUACUUGCACUGUGUUUUUUAGCUAAAGUGAAAGCUUAGAUUAAAUAAAAUCAAAGUUGAGAGGAAUCAUCAAAAGACUGUUUCUCAGUGUGAAUCAAGUGUUGAAAAAUGGUUGGUGUAUUUUGUCAGUAAUUGUACAUAAUUUUUGGCACAUAACAUAAAAAUGGCUAUGUAAACUAUAAUUAUUUUGCUAAAAGACUGUAUGCAAGCUGUGGGCCUACUUUAAAGAUGUCCAGAGCAAAGUCCCUUCUUUGUACCUAUUUUUUUAUUACAAAUAUACUAAUUGGUUCUUUAUAUUUUCAGAGGUUAUUGUAUUAAAUUGUCUAUUGAUAGUA
Messenger RNA from Cygnus olor (mute swan), 4411 nucleotides. RefSeq names its product TATA-box binding protein associated factor 4 (gene TAF4). Gene Ontology annotation, cellular component: transcription factor TFIID complex. NCBI's taxonomy places the organism in Eukaryota, Metazoa, Chordata, Aves, Anseriformes, Anatidae. Gene Ontology annotation, molecular function: protein heterodimerization activity; DNA binding; RNA polymerase II general transcription initiation factor activity. The coding region runs from base 57 to 3347 and encodes 1096 amino acids. Gene Ontology annotation, biological process: DNA-templated transcription; transcription initiation at RNA polymerase II promoter. The record is from RefSeq and is a predicted model, not a curated record. The transcript has 16 exons.